Gloeophyllum trabeum ATCC 11539 is the source of this 562-nucleotide messenger RNA. RefSeq lists its product as uncharacterized. The coding region runs from base 1 to 447 and encodes 148 amino acids. Lineage: Eukaryota; Fungi; Basidiomycota; Agaricomycetes; Gloeophyllales; Gloeophyllaceae. The transcript has 3 exons. The record is from RefSeq and is a predicted model, not a curated record.
AUGGACCUAGCGCUAUCCGAGCUCGCCACCCACAAGGCCGAGCCAACGCCAAGCAAUAUAUUCAAGUCCUACAUGCGUCUCGCGGGCUACACCGAGCUCUGCAGGGAGGCGGUCCACUCGUUCGAGCGCGCGAUGGAGAAGUACCCGUGCGACAAGUCCGUCGUGGGCGUCGCGAUGGAGAACAUCCGCCGGGAAUACUGGGCGAACAAGCUUGGCCUGAAGAAGCCUGGGGACCUGGUCGAGUAUUUGGACGGGGGAGAGGACGAGCGGAAGGGGCACCUAGAGCCCGAGCCUGAGCCACAACCCACAAGGCGCAGGAAGAAGCGAACCGCGAAAACUAAGAUGAUCAAGACGGUCCGCGCAGUGAAGCAUACCCGUCCUAGUUCACCCUCCGGGGAGAGCGAUGCUGCCUCAAGCUCGACCAGCGGCUCGAGUCAGCAAAUCUAAUGGAAACAUUGAUUCGAUAUUCGGACUUCGCUUGUUCUUGGUGGAUGUAUCGAUAGUAGUCUCUUCAGUAUUUGUAUUUUAUGUGCCGCAAAGUGUGUAGUGGCCAGUGAUUUUC